GAUUUCCAAAAUCAUCAAAUACGUCACGAAAUUAUACUCCUAUCACAUCCUACACGAUGUCCAGCCAAUCAGCAGAAAAGAUAGCAAGUAUCAUUGAGCGUAAUUUGCAAACCGUACAUGUUCAACCACCACUACUCAGUGUUGGAAUAGAGAAGAACAAAUCCCUUGGAAGACGUGGCACUGUUCUCGUUUCAUGCGCCGAUCCUCGUAUUACUCCUGAGAAGUUCCUUGGUUUGGAAUUUGCUGAAGCAGCCAUUAUCCGUAAUGCAGGAGGACGCGCUCGUCCUGCUCUGCCCAGCCUUCUCGCUCUUGACACUCUAGGCAAUACAGGCACGAUCUUUGUGAUUCAUCAUACAGACUGCGGGAUGUCCCAUUAUUCAGAAUCUGAAUUCCAGGAUAGAUCAAAGACAAAGCACCCCGAGAUUGAUCUCCAUGGAGAGGAAUUUGGUGCUAUAGUAGAGCCCGAGAAAACAGUAAAGCAAGAUGUGGAGUAUCUGAGAUCGUUUGAGAGUUGGGGAAAGGCGGAUGUGGAAAUUGUGGGAUUGGUCUUGGACACGUUCUCUGGAGUUGUGAAGAGAGUGAUCUGAGUCAAUAGUCGGGAAAUAGACUGACCUGGUAGUUUCCUGUCAGUGGAAUGACUUAUUUGAGAGUCGGAAACAGAUCUUGUUAUAUACUUAUUCAUUCCAACAAUUCUGGGCUAAAUUGAAGUACAACUUCCA
This is a messenger RNA of Botrytis cinerea B05.10, 719 nucleotides long. RefSeq lists its product as hypothetical. The transcript has 6 exons. Bases 57 to 587 code for a protein of 176 amino acids. The record is from RefSeq and is a predicted model, not a curated record. Gene Ontology annotation, molecular function: zinc ion binding; carbonate dehydratase activity. NCBI's taxonomy places the organism in Eukaryota, Fungi, Ascomycota, Leotiomycetes, Helotiales, Sclerotiniaceae.